Molecule: messenger RNA, 195 nt
Organism: Caenorhabditis briggsae
Lineage: Eukaryota; Metazoa; Nematoda; Chromadorea; Rhabditida; Rhabditidae
Exons: 2
Coding region: 1-195 (64 amino acids)
Source: RefSeq, a predicted model, not a curated record
AUGGCUCGUGAGCUCAUCAGAACCGAGGGAAUUCUUUGCGGAGGAUCCUCUGGAUGUGCUGUUCACUAUGCUUUGGAGGAGUGCAAAUCGUUGAACCUUCCAGAGGAUGCUAAUGUUGUGGUACUUCUUCCGGAUGGAAUCAGAAACUAUAUUACCAAAUUCCUCGACGACGAGCCUCUCUUCCUUGACGCUUAA